GUGUCAUUGUAACUCCCCGAUCUAAAUUCGAUGAUAAAUUUGAGCAAACUAUAAGUGACAACAAUAGCUUGAGAUUUGGGGCAUUGCGUCAAAUUGGUUUUUACGUGUCCCGAUGAAUCAGAGGAAAAACACAUCACUCGUCGGUAUAUAAAGUAUGAGAAUCGUGUUUGAACCAGUCAGUCAUUGUCAAUCGUUGCUCUGGAGUGGAUGUAUUAUAAAAGUGAGUGCAUACAUCUGACGACAGGAGAAGAGCAAAAUCGGUUUGAAAUAAAGUGCGCUGAAAUAAAUCGGCAUAAUUUGAUAUAAAAAAUAGGGUGACGUCAAGGCAAUAAAACUACUGUAAGGAUUACAGUAUACUUUAUUAAUGACCGACAGCAAAAAAAGCAGAAGACAAGAAGAUGCUCCACCAAAAAUUAAAAAAAGAAAAGCGAGAUUUGUCGAAAAGUUCAUCGAACAGGAUGAUUGGUCGGACGAAGAUCUGGAGGCAUUCAUCGUGAAUGAAUUUGACUUUAACGUCGAUGAUGUUAACUGGAUUUUUAAAACAACCUUGGAAUGCAAAUCUUGUCCAUAUUAUAUCGUCCAAGUACUCAUGGAAAAUGGCACCGAAUUGCAAGUACUCAAUGACUCGGGUCAAACGGCAAUUCAUAUCGCGGCAAAAAAUCGAAAAUGGUCAGUGUUAGACCUACUAUUCGAUUAUUCUGGUAAUGAGAAUCUCAGUGACAAUGAAGGAUUCACUUAUUUACACGCAGCUUGUAUGGCUGACAAUGUUGAGGUGGUACAGAAAUUCAUUGAUCAAGGCGUAAAUAUCAAUCUCACAUUUUAUAAAAAUGACCAUAUCGAAUCUCCUCUGUCGUUGUGCAUCAAACACAAGUCAUGUGAAUUAUUAGAACUUUUAUUGGACAAUGGCGCUGAUCUCAAUUUAUUAGAUGACUGGGUUGAAGACCCACUAAUGUGUUUCAAACGUAUCAGAGAACGUUCAAACGAAUCAUGCUUGUGGAAAAUUAUUGCCAAACAUCAUUUCAAGGAACUCUUCAAAAAUAAAAAAGAUUCAGGGAUACUCGAAAAUCGCAGCGACGUCGAGGGGUUUACAUAUUUACACGCAGCCUGUAUGACUGGAAAUUUCAAGAUGGUAAAGAAAUUCAUAGAUCAAAAAGACGAUCUUGAUAUUAUUUGGCAUUUAUCUGAUGGUACAAGUGAAACACCAUUGACUCUAGCUACUGAAUUUAAACGAAUAAAAAUAGUAGAAUUGCUUUUAAAAAGUGGUGCAAAUCCUCAUGUGAAACCAUUGAGGAAAAACCCUUUACACGUUUUUUUCAAGUUUGUUGAAUAUAGCCCUGUAGAACAGAAUCUGCUCGAACUGCUCAUUCAUUACAACUGCGAUGUGAAUGAAAAAGACCAUGAUGGUCGUAGUCCGUUGUUCUUUUGGUUUGCACCGCAAAAAUCAUCUGAAUACUAUCGCCCUGUAUAUAAAGAUGUCGAACUAGUUACAAAACUUUUGAAAUAUGGAUGCGAUCCAAACACCAAAGAUAAUAAUGGCGAUUCACCUCUACAAUUAGCUGUGAUGAACAGCAACGUCGAUAUGGUUGAAGUACUUUUGGAACAUGGGGCUGACGUGAAAAGUGUUGAUCUUUCGAGGCUAAAUUGCGAACAUGAUUGGAACUACGACGAUAAAGUGAUAAAAUUUUUUGUUAUUCUACAUUUUUUGGAUAGGAAAGGAUAUCAAAUGAAUGAAUCAAGUUGUUUGACCGCGUUGAAAUAUUUGGCAGUGCUAAUUAGAUAUGACUCCGAAAUUUGCUCCACUGCAAAUUUGAAGAAUACAAUAACUUUUGGUAAGCUAUUAUUAAAUGAUGUAAAAAAUAGUAGUGAUGAUCGAUUUAAGAACGAUGACAUGAAAUAUGAUAUUGCCGACCUACUUUACAUAUGUCUUCAAACUAUUGAAACAGGGAAUAUGUUCAUGACAGAAGAAAUGAAGAAUUGUCUGCUACAAUUACAACAAUUUUACAUAAUUGAUGAGAUUUAUAUUGAUGAUUAUAUUGAUAGUAUACCGCAAGAAAUUGAAUACAUAAAAAAUCUGGUGAUAAAAGAUGGUGUGUCUCUACUUGAUGUUUGUGCAUCUAGCCCUAAAAAAGCAUACGGACUGCUGAAUGAUUUUAAAUUCUGGACGAAAAUUAAUUCAAAAGACUUCAAAGAUAACUGCUCUAUUAUAAAUGAGAUCAUUACAGGAUACAUAGAGAAAUGCUUUAUGAAAAAAAUUUUUAUGGAUAUUGGACUCGAAUAUAUAAUACUACUGACGCAGGGUAGACUUCCUCUGUCGUGCUGUGAAAAAUUGAUUCAAUACUUGAACAAUGAAGAUAUAUUGUUGGUGUGUGAAGCAUUGAUAAAUGAAAUUUAA
Molecule: messenger RNA, 2392 nt
Organism: Trichogramma pretiosum
Lineage: Eukaryota; Metazoa; Arthropoda; Insecta; Hymenoptera; Trichogrammatidae
Product: putative ankyrin repeat protein RF_0381
Exons: 2
Coding region: 365-2392 (675 amino acids)
Molecular function (GO): protein binding
Source: RefSeq, a predicted model, not a curated record